This is a messenger RNA of Anguilla anguilla (European eel), 1992 nucleotides long. It is a transcript of the gene nubp1, whose product is annotated as nucleotide binding protein 1 (MinD homolog, E. coli). Gene Ontology annotation, molecular function: ATP-dependent FeS chaperone activity; ATP hydrolysis activity; ATP binding. Gene Ontology annotation, cellular component: cytosol. The coding region runs from base 117 to 1085 and encodes 322 amino acids. Lineage: Eukaryota; Metazoa; Chordata; Actinopteri; Anguilliformes; Anguillidae. The record is from RefSeq and is a predicted model, not a curated record. The transcript has 11 exons. Gene Ontology annotation, biological process: iron-sulfur cluster assembly.
AUUGAUGCAUAAAAGUAGUUCCGGUUUUAUUGACCUAUGUUCAAUAGUAGGAAAGCAUUUCUUUAGAGUGUUUCUCGUCGUUUCAGUCAGGUCUUCUUUGGUUUUAGCCACGAGACAUGUCGGACGUACCGAGUAAUGCUCCGGAACACUGUCCUGGGACAGCCAGUGAGCAGGCUGGAAAGUCAUCAGCUUGUGCGGGUUGCCCAAACCAGAAAAUAUGCGCCUCUGGAGCUCCGAAGGCUCCUGAUCCAGCCAUAGAGGAGAUAAAGGAGAAGAUGGUUACGGUGAAGCACAAGAUUCUGGUUCUUUCUGGAAAAGGUGGAGUGGGGAAGAGCACGUUCAGCACGCAGCUAGCUCAUGGCCUCGCCAGUGAUGUCUCCAAAGAGGUGGCUCUGUUAGAUGUGGAUAUCUGUGGUCCGUCCCUCCCGAGGAUGUUGGGGCUGGAGGGGGAGCAGGUUCAUCAGAGCGGUUCAGGCUGGUCCCCAGUGUACGUGGAGGACAACCUGUCAGUGAUGUCCAUCGGCUUCCUGCUCAGCAGUCCGGACGACGCCGUCAUCUGGAGGGGUCCGAAGAAGAACGGGAUGAUAAAACAGUUUCUUCGAGAUGUGGACUGGGGCGAGCUGGACUACCUCAUCGUGGACACGCCCCCCGGCACGUCGGAUGAGCACCUGUCCAUCGUCCAAUACCUGAGCUCCGCCGGCAUCGACGGUGCGGUCAUCAUCACCACCCCUCAGGAGGUCUCUCUCCAGGAUGUCAGGAAGGAGAUCCGUUUUUGCCAGAAGGUCAAGCUGCCGAUUAUCGGCGUUGUGGAAAACAUGAGCGGUUUCGUCUGCCCGAAAUGCAAGAAUACGUCCCAGAUUUUCCCCCCGACAACCGGUGGGGCGGAGAAGAUGUGCGCCGACCUCAGUCUCCCCUUUUUGGGACGCGUCCCCCUGGACCCACGGAUAGGGAGAAGCUGUGACGAGGGACGAUCUUUCCUUUCGCAGGAACCGGACUCCCCAGCAGCCGCAGCCUACCACAGAAUUAUCCAGAGCAUCAAGGACUACUGCUCGCAUCGUUCCCGAACGCACGGAAACGCUGACUAGAAGGGGCCCGCAACGCAGUGGAAGAGGUGGCCUAACGUGGUGAACAUGCCUAAAGCUGAGCAAAAAGGUCCACAGCGUGACAUGAAUGCACCAAGGAGAAGCCUGGUUGGUUCAUUACGUACAGGAGACAAGGCUUCUGCUGUCACCUAGCCUCCUUGCGCUUUGCCUUAAACUGUAGGCCAGAAGUUUGGGAGGAAAAAAACAAACUAACAAAUAAAUAAGUACACUUUUCCCCACAAUGCUUGCACAGACUUUUUCCAUGAUUUUCAAUGACCCACUGAUGAAGUUUGUGAUUUUGUGAAAUUUUAUGACAGAAAAUAGGAUGUUGAAUGUCUAGUUACUCUGUCUAAGGCAAACAGAAUUGUGGUUAGGUUGAGUAAAAGCUGGGAUUAGACUUUAAAACCAGACCUUUCCUGUCGGUAUUCAUAAAUGACUAUAUCCAGAGCAUAUCUACAGCCAAGCAUCUGAAAUACUUGGGGAAAUAAUAUCUUAGUUACAGACAAUCAACAUUUCUGUCAAAUAUCUGCCAAGCUGAGUUGUGUGCAGAAAGGUGAAUUUGGAGCCAGUCAGUGAACUUGAUGAAAUUAUUUUGUAAUGGGAUGCAUGUGCACUAGGCAUUUUUGUAAAAAAUGUUUUGUAAAAAUGGUCAGACGACCAAACCAAGAUAUUUGCAGUUUCUUUCUGAGCAUAAAAUGAUUUCAAACUGGUUUUAUUUUUUUUCCCUCAGAGCUCUUCUUGAUUGCCUAUAAAUUGGGAAUGCACCUGACUUUUUGGGUCAACUGUUGUUUUGGUCUUUGCUCUAGAUAGUCCUGUUAACUUGCUUCUUUGCAGUGUGUGUAGAUACUGAUAUGUUUCCAUCCUUCUUUUGAUAUGUAGUAAAGCAAUACCAAGUAAAUAAUGAAAAUUA